This is a messenger RNA of Pectinophora gossypiella (pink bollworm), 3513 nucleotides long. It is a transcript of the gene cd, whose product is annotated as peroxidase-like. Gene Ontology annotation, molecular function: peroxidase activity; heme binding. NCBI's taxonomy places the organism in Eukaryota, Metazoa, Arthropoda, Insecta, Lepidoptera, Gelechiidae. The record is from RefSeq and is a predicted model, not a curated record. Gene Ontology annotation, biological process: response to oxidative stress. The transcript has 16 exons. Bases 207 to 2744 code for a protein of 845 amino acids.
GCCAGUAAUAGUUGGCUGCAAGUCGAAAUACCGGGACUAGUUUAAAAAAGUUUUGAAAAAAUAUCGUGCGUUCGAAAGUGAUUAGAAAAAGAAAAAAGUGUUCGAGCGGGAAAAUGAAUUAAAAGAAAUAUUUGGUUGAAAUCGAAGAUAUUUUCGUAAAUCAAGUUUAUUUAUGCAGUUCCUGAAAUAAUACUAAAAGCAUCAAGAUGCAGCGAGCGACGACAAGCACCGAGCGCACCCCGCUCGUGCAGCCGACGUACAUGUUUGAGUCCAGCAUGUCACGCCGCUACCAGAAGCGCCUGCGCAACUUUCAGUGCGCCAUUUGCGUCAGUCUGAUGAUAAUCUUAGGCGUGGCUCUGCUGGUAACAGUAGGGUACGACCUCAGCGAGAACCUUAACGACGACAACGAUACAGUAGCGGCAGACAUACCUCAGACUGUGAUCCCUGUACCCGCGCCGACUUCUCCUGGCGUGGGGAACUUGACGUUAUCAGGUCGUCCCAAGCUGACGUCAUCAGCUCGCCAGUUUCCGCCUGUAAGCCUGAACCUGACGGAAACUGCGCCGGAGUUGGAACCGAUACUCAACUUGACGUGGCCUUUGGAAGGCCGACCACCAUCCUCGUGGGUCGGUAGCCCGCCCACACCUGAAGCCAUCUCCUCAGCCGUAGCCCAAGGGAAGAAAGCCUUGAAGAUAAAGUCAGACUUGGAGUUGAAGAGGAAACCUUUGGUAAGGGAUACACCAGCUGGUCGCGCGCAGCGAGCGGCCGCCACCGCAGCGUCUGUCAAACCCAUGGCUGAUGCUGCUUACGCCACCGAAGAAGCCACCAGGAGUCUUAUCAACGGAACUGUGCCACUGAACCGCGAAGGAGGCGUAGGGCUCGGCCCCCCAACAGAAGGAGCCUUCCCCGAACCUACGUACUGUCAGCAGACGCCGCCGCACUGCCCACCCUCCAAGUACCGCACGGUCGACGGCAGUUGUAACAACCGCAACAAUCCACUCCGGUGGGGUGUGUCGCAUACGCCGUUUAGGAGAGUCUUGCCUGCUGAUUAUGCUGAUGGCAUCAGCGCCCCUCGUACUGGAAUCAACGGCACUCCUCUUCCGAGUGCGCGUGACGUGAGUGUGACGGUACACCGACCGAGCUACGCGCAUGAUUCUUCCUUCACCGUCAUGUUGGCAGUGUGGGGGCAGUUCAUAGACCAUGACAUCACCGCCACUGCUCUUAGCAAAGGUGCCAACAGCACCUCACUGUCGUGCUGCGAUCCGUCUCAGCCGCCGCACCCGGAGUGCUUCCCCGUGCCCCUGGACGUGGAGGACCCCUUCUACCAGGACUACAACCUCACCUGCAUGGAAUUCGUCAGAUCAGCCCCUGCUCCCACCUGCCACUUCGGCCCAAGAGAACAACUGAACCAAGCAACGGCUUUCCUAGACGGGUCCACCGUGUACGGCUUCGCAAUGAACCGGACUCUGCAGCUACGAACUGGCGCUGGAGGCCUCCUCCGCAUGCUGAAGGCCGGUGGCAGAGACCUUUUGCCGCCAUCUAAAGACCCCAAUGAUGGUUGCAACACUGCUGAGAUGAACGCCCAGGGACGAUAUUGCUUUGAAACUGGCGACGACCGCGCCAACGAGAACCUCCACCUCACCACCAUGCAUUUGAUCUGGGCACGGCAGCACAACCGCGUCGCGUCAGCUCUCAGGAAACUCAACCCUACCUGGGACGACGACACCGUAUACCAAGAAGCACGGAAGAUUAUCGGAGCGCAGAUGCAGCACAUUACUUAUGCUGAGUUCCUGCCUUCUAUACUAGGAGCGGAUGUGAUGUGGGCUCUAAACCUAACCCUGAAGGAAGACAACUUCUCCCGUGUGUACGACCCUACUGUGGACCCCUCCAUCGCCAACCAUUUCUCAGCAUCCGCCUUCAGAUUUGCACACACCCUGUUACCAGGUCUAAUCCACAGCGCGGACCUCGCCAACGGCAGCAUCAACUACGUCCAGCUGCAUCAGAUGCUGUUCAACCCGUAUGCGCUGUACAACGUGAAGGGCGCCAAGCGAGCGGUCAAGUCUGCCAUGGACACUCCCGUGCAUAGCGUCGACCCUCACGUUACUACUGAGCUAAGCGAGCACCUCUUCGAGCGUCCCAUCGCGGUCAACUCGACCCUUCCUGUGAAGAAACCCGGCCCCUGCGGCUUGGAUCUGGUGUCUCUCAACAUCCAGCGUGGCAGAGACCAUGGUUUACCGCCCUACCCCGCCUGGAGACAACAUUGUGGUCUUUCCAGGCCGAAAAGCUUCGCCGAUCUAGAGGGAGUCUUCGAUGAUCAGUCCAUGGAUAGGAUCAACCAGAUUUACAGCAACGUGGAAGACAUAGACCUGUACACGGGAGCCCUGGCGGAGGACCCUCACGGGCGCCUGCUGGGGCCGACGCUCACCUGCCUCAUAGCCGACCAGUUCCUAAGACUCAAGGUCGGCGACCGGUUCUGGUACGAGACUGACGACCCUGAGGUUGCCUUCACAUUAGAACAACUAACAGAGAUCCGCAAGACAACCCUAGCAGGCGUCAUCUGCGCGAACGAGGAACUCCUCGACCAGGCUCAACCGCGAGUGAUGGAGACUGUAAGCGCCACCAACCCGCUGGUAGACUGCCGCGAGCUGCCGCAGCCGGCUUGGAAGCCGUGGCUGGAGUCCACGGAGGGCAAGCCCAGGAAGGGCAAAGGAUACACCUUACGUGAUUAUGGUGUAGUUAGUCAAUAAAUUGCAGUCAACAAAAAAAUCGCGUAGAACAAAAAGGGCCUCCCUGUCGCCUUAUUGUGAAGACCACCUAAGCGCCUUUAUCAUAAAUCAAAUUCUGAUCUGACUUUCUUCAACAAAAUCUCGAUUACUUUCAAUUAAUUUCAAUCCGGAUAAAAUUGACAGCUCUUUUUAACAGGAUUUUCUUUUACCUUUGAUGGAUUUGCUCUUGGCCCCAGACUUGCCCGAAGGUAUUUGAUGAGGCCUAAGAAGGAGCUCGCCCAGAAGGUACCUGUUCACUCUGGCCUUGAAAGCACCCGGGUUAUAUGCAUUCGGAAAUACAGAAGACGGCAGAGAAUUCCACUCCUUAGCAGUGCGCAUAAUGAAAGACGAUGCGAAUGGAUUGAAAUUAUAUUGUUUAUUGUGAGGUUUUGUUAACAAAAAUCAUAUCCAAAUGAAAAAUUACGUUGUUUGCAAUUUGGAUUAAAAAUAAAUUACACAAUGCUCUUCAAAUACUUAUAAGUAUCGUCUAAAAUUGACAAAAAAGAAAUUUACCUUUUAUAUUUAAAUCUAUUUAUGACCAUUUUCAGUGAAAUGCAAAAAAAAUAUUAUUAUAUGCAAUAAUUUAUAUAAUUGUAUAUUAGUUUGAAAGAAUACUGUGAAUAUUGUGCCAAAAUUUAAAAUAAAAUUUUAUCAAUUGACAUAAUUUUAAUUUUGUUACGAUUGUUACCUAAAUAGGUACAAAUUUGAAUCAGUGUGUCGUUUUUAGUUAAAAAAGUACCUACUACUUAUU